UCUCUCUCUCUCUCCUGCUUGCUUUCGGAGUUGGCACUGCAAAGUCGCCGUCGAUCUACUUCCGGCCGCCCCAACAUCUCCUAAAUUUCCCACUUACCAUUAUUUGAGGAUGGCACUUGGCUGCAGCAAGUCUUUUUUGCUUUGUUUUCUUUGAUCUGUAGAUUUUUCUAACAUGGCUGGUAGAUUGAUCCACAAGUUACUGAGGGGUAGACUCCAAUCUCAAUCCACUGUCCCUCCAGUUUUGUCAUCCCGUUUUUCUAACAAAGAUGGAUCUCCUGGCAUGGAAUACCUAAGAACUUUUGCACUGCUUGGAGCUGGUGUAUCGGGGCUUUUGAGUUUCACAACAAUAGCAUCUGCUGAUGAGGCUGAACAUGGUCUACCAUGUCCAAACUAUCCCUGGCCUCACGAAGGCAUUCUGAGUUCAUACGAUCAUGGCUCAAUUCGUCGUGGUCAUCAGGUUUACCAGCAAGUCUGUGCUUCCUGUCAUUCUAUGGGCCUAAUUUCAUAUCGUGACUUGGUGGGUGUAGCAUACACAGAGGAGGAAACAAAGGCUAUGGCAGCUGAGAUUGAGGUUGUUGAUGGACCCAAUGAUGAGGGUGAAAUGUUUACUCGCCCUGGUAAACUUAGUGAUCGUUUCCCGCAGCCAUAUGCCAAUGAACAAGCUGCUAGGUUUGCUAAUGGAGGAGCCUAUCCUCCAGAUCUAAGUCUUAUCACCAAAGCUCGUCACAAUGGUCAGAACUAUGUAUUUGCCCUUCUAACUGGUUACCAUGAUCCUCCUGCUGGUGUUUCAAUCCGAGAAGGUUUGCAUUACAAUCCUUACUUCCCUGGUGGAGCUAUUGCUAUGCCUAAAAUGCUUAAUGAUGGAGCUGUUGAGUAUGAAGAUGGUACCCCUGCAACGGAAGCUCAGAUGGGGAAGGAUGUUGUGUCGUUUUUGUCAUGGGCUGCAGAACCAGAAAUGGAAGAAAGGAAACUGAUGGGAUUCAAGUGGAUAUUUGUCCUGUCACUGGCAUUGCUUCAAGCUGGUUAUUACCGACGAAUGAAGUGGUCCGUUCUCAAGUCUCGUAAGCUCGUGCUUGAUGUCGUCAACUAGAUCUGUAUCCUCUUGUUCCUCUUGAGAUAAUGCUUGUGGGAGGAAUCCAUAUGGCAAUAAUUUAUACGACGAACUAUGUUUUUCUGCUGUGAAAAUUGGUUCAACCCGUCCAUUGGUAAUGGGGGGUUACUGGAAGAGUUAAUUUUUGAGUUAAAUUCAGUUGACGAAAUAAGAGACUGUUUUUUUGAAAUUGUGAACUGGCCAGAAUUGUUGAAAUGCAAAAUUUUUGUGGUUGGCUUCCAGUCUUGUGUAUUGUCGUUUCCUUUUUCGAUUGACUGUAGAAACAUACGAAUGUGUAAUACAAUAUUUGUUUUGUGCUA
Molecule: messenger RNA, 1410 nt
Organism: Rhododendron vialii
Lineage: Eukaryota; Viridiplantae; Streptophyta; Magnoliopsida; Ericales; Ericaceae
Product: cytochrome c1-2, heme protein, mitochondrial
Exons: 9
Coding region: 173-1090 (305 amino acids)
Biological process (GO): mitochondrial electron transport, ubiquinol to cytochrome c
Molecular function (GO): electron transfer activity; heme binding
Source: RefSeq, a predicted model, not a curated record